AUGAUACCAGAAAUGUAUAUAAAUCAUGUUAAAUCUUUCAUAAAACACAAUCCAACUUGGGAAUAUCGAUUUUGGACCGAUGAAUCUGGUCGUAGACUGCUCCAAAAAUACCAUCCAUAUCUUGUUAAGGCAUAUGACGAUUUUGGAAAUAGUGUUAAGCGAUCCGAUCUACUCCGUUAUGCAGUGCUGUAUGAAUUUGGCGGAUUUUAUGCAGAUUUAGACAUGACCAACCUGCGUCCGCUAAACUUAACUACAACGAAAUACACUUGUAUUGUUCCAGUUGAACCGUUUGAGCACAGUGCUUUGGUAUACAAUAAGGACUUCUUUAUAAACAAUGCAAUCAUGAGUUGCCGUGCAAAGCAUCCGUUUUUUAAGCUGCUUUUAUCGGACUUACAAUGGGCUAGUUCAACAGGUUAUCCUGUGGGAACCACAGGGUUUGCGUAUGUUACCCAAAAAUUUAUUCAGUACAAUCAUAUUAGCCUUGCAGACACUGGUAGGAACAAAACUGAUUGGACAAGUAAUUCUCCCUAUUUCUAUAAGGGAGAACUGAGAGAGGAUGAUAAUAACUCUGUAUAUGUACCUAAUUCACAGUACUUCAUGGACAAAUUGGAUCCUAUACAUGUAAAAGAAUUUGCAGAUAUCUGUACAGGUAUUGAAACGUUACCGUAUCUGAAACAAAGAGCGUGUACGGAGUUUAACAGACGGAAAGAUAUAAGAGAGAAAAAGAAAUAUACAUUUACCAUUCAUCAUUGGUAUCAUUUAUGGUAUCAGAAAAAAUCCACUAUUAAUGAGCUCAAAAAGGCCAAUAUAAUUGAUAUUGUUCCAAACUGUAUUCUAUCUAAUGGAUGA
Mercenaria mercenaria is the source of this 849-nucleotide messenger RNA. RefSeq lists its product as uncharacterized. The coding region runs from base 1 to 849 and encodes 282 amino acids. The record is from RefSeq and is a predicted model, not a curated record. Gene Ontology annotation, molecular function: mannosyltransferase activity. Lineage: Eukaryota; Metazoa; Mollusca; Bivalvia; Venerida; Veneridae. The transcript has a single exon. Gene Ontology annotation, biological process: mannosyl-inositol phosphorylceramide biosynthetic process.